AGACCUGAGGAAUACAGCAGGUUUGAGGCUAAGAUCCACGACCUGAGAGAACAGAUGAUGAACAGUAGCAUGAGCUCUGGGACCCUCCGAGCCAACAGGACCUUCUAUGUCAGGGCCCUGUUUGACUAUGAUAAAACAGCAGACUGUGGGCUGUUGAGCCAGGCAUUGGGCUUUAACUUCGGGGAGGUGCUCCAUGUGACUGACUGUAGUGAUGAAGAAUGGUGGACUGCUAGGAGACUGGGACAACAGGGACAACUGGAGGAACUAGGGUAUAUACCCAGCAAACACAGGGUGGAGAGGAAGGAGUGGUCUCGUAUGAAGAAUAAGGACCGCAGCAGCUUUGUUCAGAGCUAUGAAACUGUUACACAGAUAGAAGUCCACUAUGUGAGGCCUAUCAUUAUAUUGGGUCCUACUAAAGACAGAGUGAAUGAUGAUCUUCUCUCUGAGUUUCCUGACAAGUUUGGUUCCUGUGUUCCACACACGACACGGCCCCAGAGGGAGUAUGAGGUGGAUGGGCGGGACUACCACUUUGUGUCGUCAAGGGAACAGAUGGAGAAGGACAUCCAAUCACAUCACUUCAUAGAGGCGGGUCAAUACAACAGUCACCUGUAUGGAACCAGCGUUCAGAGUGUCCGCAUGGUCGCAGAGCAGAUGGGGAAACACUGUAUCUUAGAUGUAUCAGCUAAUGCAGUGAGGAGACUACAGGCAGCUCAGCUUCAUCCUAUUGCUGUCUUCAUCAGACCAAGAUCACUGGAAAAUAUACUUGACCUGAACAAGCGUCUGACAGAGGACCAGGCCAGGAAGGCUCUGGACAGAGCUGUCAAACUCGAACAAGACUUUAUAGAAUGCUUCUCAGCUAUUGUGGAAGGGGAGAGUUUUGAAGAGGUUUAUCACAUGGUGAAGACUGUGAUCGAAGAGCAGAGUGGACCCUACAUAUGGAUACAAUCAAGAGAAAGACUAUAAAAGAGAGGAGCAGAGGAGAGGAGAGGAGCCUAUAUAUGGACACCAUCUUGGGAAACACUAUAGAGGAGAUUAGAGGAGAGUUGAGGAGAUGAGAAGAGAGGAGAGGAGAGAGGAGGAGAGAAGAGAGAGAGUUGAGGAGAUUAGGAGAGAAGAGUUGAGAGGAGAGUUGAGUUGAGGAGAGAAGAGGAAAAGAGAGAG
This is a messenger RNA of Oncorhynchus gorbuscha (pink salmon), 1161 nucleotides long. Its product is annotated as disks large homolog 4-like. Gene Ontology annotation, molecular function: protein binding. The record is from RefSeq and is a predicted model, not a curated record. Gene Ontology annotation, cellular component: postsynaptic density membrane; neuromuscular junction; neuron projection. The coding region runs from base 55 to 963 and encodes 302 amino acids. NCBI's taxonomy places the organism in Eukaryota, Metazoa, Chordata, Actinopteri, Salmoniformes, Salmonidae. The transcript has 9 exons. Gene Ontology annotation, biological process: postsynaptic neurotransmitter receptor diffusion trapping; AMPA glutamate receptor clustering; chemical synaptic transmission.